Helianthus annuus (common sunflower) is the source of this 906-nucleotide messenger RNA. RefSeq lists its product as uncharacterized. The transcript is spliced from 2 exons. Lineage: Eukaryota; Viridiplantae; Streptophyta; Magnoliopsida; Asterales; Asteraceae. Bases 1 to 906 code for a protein of 301 amino acids. The record is from RefSeq and is a predicted model, not a curated record.
AUGCCGUUUGUGCAUCUUCUAAACGGCAAGAUAUGCUUCGUGAAAGCCAAAGAAGACAAUUGGAAAAAAAUGGAAGAUGUACUUUGUACCGGAAGUGGGUUGAACCAAGAAAUGACGCUUUCAAGGCCCGGGGAUACACGUUGGAAUUCCCAUUACAAGACACUUUCCCGUUUAAUUUCUUUAUAUCCAAACAUUAUGGAAGUUCUUGGAUGGUUAGUAGAAACGGGUCAAACUCUUCCUUGUAGUAGACAAGCGGGCGGACUUCUAGAGGAUAUGAAAAAAUACGACUUUGUAUUUUACAUACACUUGAUGGAGCAUAUUCUAAACAUCACACAUACGUUGUCCCAAUGUCUUCAAAGAAAGGAGCAAGAUUUGAUGAAUGCGGUUAAAUUGGUUUCUUCCACCAAAAACCAACUUGAAAAGUUUAGGUUGGAAGGUUUUAAUGAGUUCUUGGAGAAGGUUAACUCCUUUUGUGACAUGUAUGAACUUGAGGUGAAAAAAUUGGAUGAUGAAUACGUUAACCCAAGGUGGCCAAGAAGAAAGACGAACAUCACAAAUCGGCAUUAUUACGAGUAUGAUUGCUUCAAUGCGGUUCUUGAUUUGCAAAUACAAGAAUUUGGGAACCGUUUUAAUGAGGUAACAUCUGAACUACUUGUUUGUAUGAGUUGUUUGAGUCCUUGUGAUAAUUUUAGUGCAUUUGACAUUCCAAAUAUACUAAAGCUAGCCGAGAAGUAUCCUUAUGAUUUCAAUGAAGAGGAAAAACGAAGGCUUCCGGUUCAACUCGAAAACUACUUUAAUUUUGUGAAAAAAGAUAAACAAUUCGCCAACUUGGAUGGUUUGUCAUGUCUUGUAAGCUUGUUCUCGUAUUACCCGUCGCAACCGUUGAAAGAUGUUUUUCGGCAAUGA